AUGCCACCGGCUUCAAAGAAAAAGAAAAACACGAGAGAAUACAUUUGGAUUUACGGAUGUCCUACGCUGAAGGAAGGGUGCUUCGAGUUUCACCCAAAUGUGCAAGAACACAUUGAGACGUCGUACAAUAGAGGAAAGAAAAUGUGUCAAAUUUACGUUUUUGGUGAUACGUGGGAUUUGGAUUUUGUUCAAAUGAUUAGAACGAAGAAAGAUGAUCAUGAUAAAUAUCAGAUCAAAAGGAUUCUCCCAAACAAGGCAAAAAAAUAUAUGCUUCAAGGAAUAUCUGAAGCAAAUUACAAGAAAAUGGAAGGGUUCCGGCAAACUGACAAUAUUUGCAACAUUUGUCUCUACCCACCAUCAAUUCCAACAAGAAUUCAAGAUUGUGGACAUGAAUUUUGUUUCGCUUGCUUGAAAAGCAACUACAUGAUGGGUCUGGAGUGUCCAACAUGCCGAGGAAGAAUUCCAUCCGAGUUGUUCCGUGAUCCCAAACGAUAUGAUCUACCAAUUGAUAUCGAGUGUCCAAUCGAGUACGCUAAUGAUUGUACCUCUAUGUUCGCAUUGACGGAAGAAGGAAAAGGCUCUGCAAAUUCGUCUGUGCAACUACGCCGAUCUCAACGAUCUACUAGAACCAAGUACUAUUGGAUUUAUCAGGCAACCGACUACGGAUGGUAUCGGUACGACCCAAAAAACGAGAAGUAUUUGGAGGAAAGUUACAUUCGGAAGAAAUCUAGUUGUACUAUUUUCAUAUGUGGAUUCAAAAUGUCCAUUAACCUUAAGUCCAAUGUACAGGAAAGAAUUUCCGAAGGAGAAGUGCAUAGGAGAAAAAUCAAAAGAAUCAAAGCUGGAGAUCUCAAAAAUCAUCGUGUGAGAGGAAUCUCUGGAAUUCAAUCGUAUGCUUAUCCAGUCAUCAGUGAAUAA
Molecule: messenger RNA, 918 nt
Organism: Caenorhabditis remanei
Lineage: Eukaryota; Metazoa; Nematoda; Chromadorea; Rhabditida; Rhabditidae
Exons: 9
Coding region: 1-918 (305 amino acids)
Biological process (GO): Wnt signaling pathway; ubiquitin-dependent protein catabolic process
Cellular component (GO): nucleus; cytoplasm
Molecular function (GO): poly-ADP-D-ribose binding; zinc ion binding; ubiquitin protein ligase activity
Source: RefSeq, a predicted model, not a curated record